UCCUCUUCUCGCUUCUUCUUCUUCUUCUUCUAAUCUUUCCCCUCUUUUCCAUUCCCCUUCCACACACGCUCCUCCCCCCAACCCUAGAUCCCAUCCAUGGCCACGCGCGCCCGCGCCGCCCGCCUGGCCACGCCGCGCCUCAAGGAGAACGAUGCCCAGCAGGGCAAGCGCCAGCGCACGGCCACGGGCUCGGCCGCGCGCCCGCCGCUCUCCGCCGCCUCGCCCCAGAACGCGCCGCCGCCGCCGCCCGCGGAGCCGGCCUUCGAGUUCGCCGGGAGGGACGACGUCGACGCCCUGCUCAACGAGAAGAUGAAGGGCAAGAACAAGAUGGACUACAAGGGGAAGAGCGAGCAGAUGACUGAAUACAUCAAGAAGCUGCGAGCUUGCAUCAAAUGGCUGCUUGAGAGGGAGGAUGCGAACUUGGCUGAAAUCGGGAGGCUCAAUGGCCAGCUAGAGGCGACGGAGAAGAAUCAUGCUGAAAUUGUGGCUAGCCUGGAAAGUCAAAUAGAAGAAUUGACGGCGAUACGAGAGGAGCUUCAGAAACAAUAUGCCUCUCUUGAAGAGAACCUGAAGAAGGUGGAGGCUGAAAAGAUGGAUUCCCUUCGGUCUUAUAAAGAUGAAAAGGAGGCUAGGACUGCUGUAGAAUCAGCAAGAAAUGAGCUUUCGGAUGAACUCAACAAGGUUAAGUUGGAGCAAAAACGUCUUAAUGAUCAGAUUAAGAUGCUUCAAGAUACAAAUAAGAGGCUUCAAGAAUACAACACUAGCUUGCAGCAGUAUAAUAGCAAUCUUCAAGCAGAUGCAACAAAGAAUGCUGAAACAACAGCAAAGCUGCAAAAGGAGAAGAAUACUAUGGUUGAAACAAUGAACGGUUUGAAGGAUCAUGCUAACUCAGUAAAAUUGCAGCUAGACUUGGCAAAGUCUUCGCAGAGUGAAGCUUUAAGACAAAAGAAUGAUCUGUUAAAGGAAGUCAACAGUCUUAGAGCUGAACUUCAGCUAGUAAGAGAGGACCGUGAUCAUAAAUCAGCUGAAAUACAAUCUCUGUUGAGUGAUUUGGGCAUGUACAAGGAAUUGACAGGAAAGUCAUCGACAGAAUUAGAGAACAUCAUGAUAAGAUGUGGAGUCCUCGAGGAGUCUUGUUCAACCCAAAGUGAGAGGAUAAGAACACUUGAAAUUCAGCUAGCAUCGGCUAAUGAAAAAUUGAAGAGAUCUGACAUGACAACUAUGGAGACAAUGGCCGAGUACGAGAAUCAAAAGAGAGCAUUGGAGGACCUACACUUCAGACUUGCAGAAGCUGAGCAAAAAAUUUUGGAUGGAGAGAAUAUGCGCAAAAAGCUGCAUAACACAAUACUUGAGCUUAAAGGAAAUAUCCGUGUCUUCUGUCGAGUACGUCCUUUACUGUCAAAUGACUCUGGGGCCGUCUCUUAUCCAAAGAGUGGGGAAGACAUAGGUCGUGGUGUUGAAUUGAUGCAUAAUGCGCAAGCAUAUUCAUUUUCAUUUGAUAGAGUAUUCGAUCAUUCAGCAUCCCAAGAAGAAGUAUUCACGGAAAUUUCUCAAUUGGUCCAGAGUGCUCUUGAUGGCUAUAAGGUAUGUAUAUUUGCUUAUGGACAAACGGGCUCUGGCAAGACGCACACAAUGAUGGGUAAUCCUGAAAUACAUGAGCAAAAAGGAUUGAUACCUAGAUCACUCGAACAAAUUUUUGAAACCAGCCAGUGCCUUGUGUCACAAGGUUGGAAAUAUAAGAUGCAGGCUUCCAUGUUGGAAAUUUAUAAUGAAACAAUACGUGACUUGCUAGCCACGAAUCGCACAUCAAUUCACGAGGGCGGUGCUUCAAAGUACAAUAUCAAGCAUGAUGCUAAUGGUAAUACCAGUGUGUCCGACCUGACAGUUGUUGAUGUACGGAGUAUCAACGAAGUUUCUUCUCUGCUCAAGCGGGCUGCCCAAAGCAGGUCAGUUGGAAAAACACAAAUGAAUGAGGAAUCGUCUAGAAGUCACUGUGUGUUCACUCUUCGAAUUUUUGGUGCAAAUGAGGGAACUGAUCAACAAGUGCAAGGAGUUCUCAAUCUAAUUGAUCUUGCGGGCAGUGAACGGCUUAAUAAAAGUGGUGCCACCGGGGAUAGGCUCAAGGAGACUCAGGCGAUUAACAAGAGUUUGUCCUGCUUGGCCGAUGUUAUUUUCUCCAUUGCCAAGAAGGAGGAGCACAUUCCAUUCAGAAACUCAAAAUUAACGUACCUACUUCAGCCAUGCUUGGGUGGAGAUUCAAAGACACUAAUGUUUGUGAAUCUGUCCCCCGAGUCAUCUUCUACGGGAGAGUCCAUUUGCUCGCUUCGUUUUGCUGCUAGGGUAAACUCCUGCGAGAUCGGUGUCCCUCGUCGUCAGACCCAAAUGCGCAGCUUGUCACAAGGAUGAGUCGGUGCUUUCAAUUCAUCGCCAAGUCCUGUCUGUGCCCCUGGGCCAUCGCUAAUGAAUGUCUGUGUUGUUUGUGUGUCGAUUGAGGGAUGCAAUCCAUCAUUUGCAUCCCAUCCCAUGGUUGGGUGUUUAGAAGGUUGUAUAUUCUGAUUUGAUUUUUUUCUUGCUGAUUGUAUUAUUGGUCAGGUGUGGCUUGCUGGCCUUUUCAUUUCCGUUAUCUAAUCUGUAUCAGCCAGCUUUGAUGUUCCACUAUGUAGAGAGCUGUACAAGUCCAUGUGCUUUGUUGGCGUGUUGUUUAUGGCUUGGCUUGUAUUACCUCUGUAUGAUUGCUGGGAAGAAGCAUUCAGUUGACCUGCUUUAUUUAUAGAAAUAUUGAUCAA
Messenger RNA from Brachypodium distachyon (stiff brome), 2786 nucleotides. RefSeq names its product kinesin-like protein KIN-14N. NCBI's taxonomy places the organism in Eukaryota, Viridiplantae, Streptophyta, Magnoliopsida, Poales, Poaceae. Gene Ontology annotation, molecular function: microtubule binding; ATP binding; microtubule motor activity. The coding region runs from base 97 to 2406 and encodes 769 amino acids. Gene Ontology annotation, biological process: microtubule-based movement. The record is from RefSeq and is a predicted model, not a curated record. The transcript has 16 exons.